This is a messenger RNA of Naumovozyma dairenensis CBS 421, 918 nucleotides long. Its product is annotated as phosphoglycerate mutase family protein. NCBI's taxonomy places the organism in Eukaryota, Fungi, Ascomycota, Saccharomycetes, Saccharomycetales, Saccharomycetaceae. Gene Ontology annotation, cellular component: cytoplasm. Gene Ontology annotation, molecular function: phosphatase activity. The transcript has a single exon. The record is from RefSeq and is a predicted model, not a curated record. Bases 1 to 918 code for a protein of 305 amino acids.
AUGUCAGAAUUUAAGUCAUUACCAAAAUAUUUCCAUGCGUUCCCCAGAUAUGGAUCCCCUCCAAUUGAUUCUCAAAUGGACGAUCCUUUGAAAUUGAAUAAUGUAUUUAAUAAUAACUGGAAACAAUUAUAUGAAUCGAUACCCAAAGAAGAUGAAUUUUAUUCAUAUAAAUUAUUAAUUAUUGGUAGACAUGGUCAAGGGUAUCAUAAUGCAGCAACUAUUCGGUAUGGUUGGAAUGAAUGGGAUAAAUAUUGGUCCAUGUUACAAGGUGAUGAAUUUUCUAAUUGGGUGGAUUCUAAAUUGACUCCAUUGGGGGAGAGACAAGUUCAAAUUAUUGGUGAGACCGUUUUGUUGCCAAUGAUAAAACAAUUAGGAUUUUUACCUCAUGUAUUUUUCAGUUCUCCACUGAGGAGAUGUUUAGAGACAUUCAUUGGAUCAUGGGGGGUUGUUUUUGGGAGUUACAUGGGGAACGAUACUAAUAAUGACGGUAGUACUAGAAAGCAUGUCAAUGUUGAGAUUUUAGAAAAUCUUCGAGAAACUUUAGGUAAAUAUACAUGUAAUGAAAGAGUUGAUCGGUCUGUGUUACUUAAAGAAUAUCAAAAUUUUGAGAUGGGGAACAAUAAUUCUAGCCUUUGUUUGAAAUUAGAUAAUGAUUAUCCUGAGGUGGAUAGACUUUGGGUAACAUACCCAAGAGAAUCAAGAUCUGAACUAGAUGAAAGAAUUCAUAAAGUAUUAAUUGAAUUAUUUUCCAAGAUAACAGAUGAACAACGACUCAUAUCAAUCACAUGUCAUGCUCAUGUUAUUAAUAGUAUAUUGCGUAAUUUAAAUCAUCCACCGAUAUUGAAUCUUGAGACAGGUAAAAUUGUUUGUACUGUUGUUCAAGUUAAAAAAAGGACAUCGCCACAGAAAAAUUUAUGA